CGUGACCAGCGGAAACCCGGAAGCGGAAGUGUCGCGCGAGAGCGACAGGGGGAGAGGGAGCUAGAGGCGGCCAGGCGAAGCCUUCCUUCCUUCCUCCCUCCCUCCUGGAAGGCACCCCAGGCCGGGAUGGUCACAAGGCCAUUGGUACCAGUAGGAGCCCAGUUCUGGCGUUGGAUGUGUUGGCACCUGGCCCCACCUGGGCAAUCAUGAACGGGAGUGCAGUGCCCCUGUCCCCGGUUGGGGGAGGGAUGCUGGGUGAACCUGCCUCUCUCCCCUCACCGGGUUGGCGGGAAUUCUGUGAGGUGCAUGCUCGGGCUGCCGCUGUGGAUUUUGCUCGUCGUUUUCGGGCCUUCUUGGCUGAGAACCCACAGUUUGCCACUCCAGGAGCCGAAGCCGCCUUCUCGCGUCGCUUUGCUGAGCACUUCCUGGAACAUUUUGAGGCCGAAGUGAGCCGGGUUUAUGCCAGCGACUCACCACCUCGUUGUGACAUUGCCCCCUUUACUGGCUGUUCCUCUGCCCGUGACCUCUCAGAGACCUGCAGUGACUCGUCAGUGGCCUCGCCUGUGGAGCCUCCCCUAGGACCACCUUCUGGACUCUCCAGCAGCCAGUCCCGCAGCUCUGAGGAUGUUUCUACCGUGACAGCAGUGACCGCCACCAAACCAAAGCUGAAGAAGCGCUUUUCGUUGCGCAAUGUGAGCCGCAGUGUCCGUGGCAGUGUCCGUGGCAUCCUGCAGUGGAAGACGUCGGCUGACUCGUCCCCUGGGGGUGGAGACGGGGCAGGGACAGGAGCCAACAGUAAUUCCAACUCUUCAGGGGGUGGUGACUCUGAUCGCUGGACUCACCGAUUUGAGCGUCUGCGGCUCAACAAAGCCACCCCGGCCACUCUUCGAGUGGAACUGGCCAGUGUGAGGCGUGAGGGCUUACUGAACUACAUUGUGGCUGACGAUGGGUCAGGCGGGGGUAGUCGGACACGCUGGCAGAAAUGCCGUCUUCUUCUGCGCAAAGCAGGGAAAGGGGAGGGAGAGGGGUACCUGUUGGAGUUCUACAUCCCACCAAAGGCAUCAAAGCCACGGGUCAGUAUUGCCUGCUCCUGUGUAGUAGAUGUGCGGACAACUACUCCCCUGGAGAUGCCAGACAAGGAGAACACAUUUGUGCUCAAGUUGUCAAGCUCCUUGGAGUACAUCCUUGAGACAGUUGAUUCGCUACAAAUGCGCUCCUGGCUGGCAGACAUUCAAGAAUGUAUGGGCCUGGGAGAGAGCACCGAUAGUCUGGAGCAAUCAUGCAUGAACCACUCAGAGAGCAUGCCCAGCCGGGAACUUCCUAUGGUGCCGAGUGAAAGCAAUGAACAGCUCAGCCAAGGUGCCUAUGGUGGACUGAUGGAGCGUCCUUCAGCCUCCAUGUCCCCCAGUUCAGUCUCUAUCGCUGCCUCGCACUUUGACUCCAUGGAGCUGCUGCCUCCAGAGCUGCCGCCACGGGUGCCGAUAGAUGAAGGGCCAUUUCCCACUGGCCUCCUCCAUACAUCUUUCCCUGAAACCCCAGACACCACAGGUUCCUUCCUUUUCCAAGGAGAGCCUGAUCCAGGCGGAGGAAGCCUUGGUGAGACAGAGCACCCGCUCUCUGAUUAUCCUUGGUUCCACGGCACCCUCUCCCGCCUCAAAGCAGCACAGCUGGUGCUGGCAGGAGGAACCAGCAGCCAUGGUGUUUUCCUCGUGCGCCAGAGUGAGACGCGACGCGGAGAAUAUGUCCUGACCUUCAACUUCCAGGGGAAAGCCAAGCACCUGCGCCUCUCCCUUAAUGAGGAUGGGCAGUGCCGGGUUCAGCAUCUCUGGUUCCAGACCAUCUUCGACAUGCUGGAGCAUUUCCGGGUCCAUCCCAUCCCCCUUGAAUCAGGUGGUUCCAGCGAUGUGACGCUCGUCAGCUAUGUGGUGGCUUCACAGCGGCUGCACGGCCGGGACCGGGCUGGGAGCCGAGCGCCGGUGUCUGGGUUCAGUGGGGACCCCGACUCGCCCCCCAACCUCAUCUCCAUCCUUGCUGCCGCCUCAGCGGGUGACUGCGUCCCCUCUCCCUAUGAUUAUGAAUGAUGUGACCAAAUCCUCCCCCAAUGUUUUGGUGCAGAGCCAAGACACCCUCUAAGACAGAGGUGGGUGAUUGUGGGUUUGCAGAUAUUUUUGCCUACAAGGCUCAUCAGUUCUAGCUGGGAUAGUUAGAGUGAAAGAGUAUGUGAGCUGUAGUCCAAAAACAUCAGGCAGGCUUGUGCUAGGACAACUUGGGGAUAAGGACAUACUUAACUGAACAUUUCCUGCUUUCCUUGAGCACCAUAAUAACUCUAACACCUUACAGUACUGUGAAACACUACAAAGACCUGCAUAACUGAAAGGUAUUUGCCCGUUAAGCAUGAUGAACUUGAAUGCUUGAAAUUAGGUUUGACGCAUUCAGUGAUGGACAAGGAACUAGUAGCUGCUGUGUGACACACAUUUGAAACACAUGUCAGGUUUCUAACUGGAGCCUAACAAUUCUCAGCUUUAAAAGGGCUUAGUAAAAGAUGCUCCAAAGAAGUUUGUAGAGAAGCUGACUGUCAAUUUUCCACCUUGUAGAGGCACAAAGGAGAUCUGAAGGAAUUGGUUUAGGACGCCAAUAUCCCAGAUGUUGGUGGAUCUCACCUCCCCAAAUUCACUGGCCAGGCGUUUGGGAAAUAGGAGAUCAGAAACUGUCUAGUGAUGCAAAUUUGGAAUCUACUACUUUUGGAACACAGACACAGUCAACAUUCAACACAGUGUCUUGAUCCAACUGAACAGUUGUCCAACUACUACAACUGAUUUAUGUCAGUGUGAGAAGUUUCUGGAGAUUCCACUGAAGUGCAGAAUUUCAUUUGGGUACAGAACUGGGGAUCUUGGAGACCAAAUCCUUGCUUUAGUAGGAGCAUUUAAAAAACAAAAACUGGUGCAGAGAUGAGUAUGAAUGCGUUGAUAAUGCUGCAAUAAGGCGGAAGCAUUGGAAAGUUCCUUUUUCUACUACAAAUUCCACUGUUCGCCCAGUGGCCUGCCAGCUAUGGGAUUCUGGAAGCCAUUGUCCAAAAAAGUAACUCUCUAUGUUCUGGGGUAGGUGUACUCUUGUUGAGAUGGCUUGCACAUUAUCCCUUGCUUGUCUCCAUGAUUAGCAGGGCAAUGUAAUAUUUUGGAAUUUGGCUGUAUGUCAGAAUCGUACCUAGGACAUGUAUCACCACUAAUUAACAAACAAAAUCAGUAAUGUUCUGUUGGGCGAGUGGGGUUAUUAACUUCUCAUAAAUGUACAGCAGAGUAACUUAUUAGCAGCAGCGUGGCCCUGGACUAGUAGCCCAAAGUGAUAAAAAGAACAAAAACACACAGAUAUUCCAUAGAAGGCUUUUCUUUGUAGUAAAAGAAUAUGGUUACACUAUUUACAAGAACAAGGCUUCUAUAACACAAAUAAAGGUCUUUAUACUUCUUUCGUUGCUUCCAUGCUGGGCUUCUUUGUUAUGCAGAUAAACAGCUUUGCUCACACAUCAAAAUUAUACAGGAGCUUCACAUAAUAGUGCCUUACACAGCCUUACACAUGAGGCCUUUAACCUGAGGUUUCUCUCACUGAAGCUUCACACAGCAAGCCUUCUCACACUCUGCCUUUUCAUAGACUGACUUACCUCAUACUGUGAGACCUACCUCACACAGAGGCUUUUCUCACAGACUAAGGCCUACCUCACACUAAGACCUUUCUCCCACUGAGGUUUACCUCAGUCUGACUGCUACUAAGUUACAGGCAAACCUGCUUAUAUAGAACUACAGCUUUUGCUGAGUCAUUGUAUCCAUUUAACCCUUUCAGCGCUUGACUCACAAUUUUGGAAUCAAAAAUACCUAGUUAAUAUUUAAAAUAUUUCUGACAUGUUCAUGGUUUCACUUCCUAUAGAGUCUGUGACCCAAUACUCAAAGGAAAAGGCUGGCCUUGUUCCAGCAGUAGAGUUGAGGACUGGAGAUGUUUAUGCCAGUUAUAUGUUUGAAAUUUGUAGAUCUCAGUAUAGAUAG
Molecule: messenger RNA, 4034 nt
Organism: Anolis sagrei ordinatus
Lineage: Eukaryota; Metazoa; Chordata; Lepidosauria; Squamata; Anolidae
Source: RefSeq, a predicted model, not a curated record